AUGUCCGAAAAAGGAGAGAGAAUGCAGAAGAGAUUCAAAAUUACGAACUUGUCUGAAGGGGACAGAUGGCUGAAAUCAGACAACUUACCUGCGAGGAUUGGUAUGUAUGAAGUCGAGACGGCGGAUGUUAAACACGUCGUGGCUAGCAUCGGAAUAGUAAUAAAGCUAGAGGCUCGCCAGGCCCUUUGGCUCUUUUCAGUGAAAGAAUGGAAUCUCACGGAGUCUGUUUGUGCGGCUAUCGACGCUGCGCUCAGCAGAAGAAACCAAGCAAUGGUCUUGCUUAAAGAACAGAAAGAGCAGGAGAGCGCGGGUUCGUAUUGGAUAAGUGGAGGAUAUGAGGAUUAG
This is a messenger RNA of Bacidia gigantensis, 345 nucleotides long. RefSeq lists its product as uncharacterized. NCBI's taxonomy places the organism in Eukaryota, Fungi, Ascomycota, Lecanoromycetes, Lecanorales, Ramalinaceae. The transcript has 2 exons. The record is from RefSeq and is a predicted model, not a curated record. Bases 1 to 345 code for a protein of 114 amino acids.